Haemonchus placei is the source of this 567-nucleotide messenger RNA. The record is from the annotation of a GenBank genome assembly. NCBI's taxonomy places the organism in Eukaryota, Metazoa, Nematoda, Chromadorea, Rhabditida, Trichostrongylidae.
AUGUCAAAGAAUGUGAGCUUGGACGAGAACUUUCAUGCUCAAGACGGUGUUAUCCUACCUGUAGCAAUACAACCACAUGUCCCGAGGCGGACAAAUGCAAGAGCAAGACUUGCCAAUGCCCAGCCGGGAAAGUUGAAAGCGAAACAGGGAAGUGCAUCGAUGUCUCCUAUUGCCCUGCUCAAUCCAGAGAAACACGACCAUGUGGUCGAAAUGAGAGGCGUUAUGUGUGUGGAACAGCAUGUGAACCUACAUGUGCUACACCUUAUCCGACAUGCACAUCGCAAUGUGUUCCAAAUGUCUGCCAAUGUGAAGUUGGAUAUAUCCGUUACACAGGAUCUUGUAUUCCCAAUUGUCGUUGUUGUACCACCACCGCCGCCACCAGUCUAUCCAGGGCGAUAUCUCACCUACUAUAUACCGCCAUAUCAACCGUACUAUGGUCAACAGUUCAGAUAUUUUACUUGUUCUCCUUACGAAUAUUAUGUGCAGUGUAUUCCAUGUGAGCCAGUCUGCAACAGUAAUUACUACGUACGUUUCAAAGUUAAUCGUUUAACCCAAAUUUCUUCCUAG